Pelobates cultripes (western spadefoot toad) is the source of this 2226-nucleotide messenger RNA. NCBI's taxonomy places the organism in Eukaryota, Metazoa, Chordata, Amphibia, Anura, Pelobatidae. The record is from the annotation of a GenBank genome assembly.
AUGGAGGAUUUCCCGGUGGCGGCACCUGUGCUUACGCCAGUGGAGUUCUCCGACCAUCACAUUCUAUCUUGUGAGUUGAACGUCCGCAACACCCCAUCUAAAGGUAGAGGGAUAUGGCGGCUCAAUUCAGACCGCCUGGUGGAACCAAGGGUUCAGCAGGCUUUCAAGGAUUUCUUCCACGACCAGAUUACUUUGGCCGACUUAGGUCAGACGAAGUCUGAGUGGUGGGAGAUGGUGAAGGCCAGGACUCGAAGGCUUUUUCACAAUCUUGCCCAGAACAUGCAAUCCUCUAGAUACAAGGUGUAUCUGAGCUUACUCGCGAGGUUAGACAUCUUGUUCUCGCAGGGAGGUGACCCCGAGGAUGUUGCGGCGGUCAAGGCCCUGAUAAGGAGUUUUCCAUAUGACAGAUACGCCUCCCUUGAAAAGGAGAGGGAUCAUGGGGCUUACCACUCGCCCGAUCCUUAUCUUAGUUGCAAGAGGAAGGAAGGUACCAAGACCAUCUCUAGUCUGCGGAGCGCCGACGGAAUCCUCGAGGAGUCCCCUCGUGGGAUUCUGAAGGUGGUCCGCGACUACUAUAUUGGGCUCCUCGGAAAGGGCAGACCCCGAUAUGCCGAGGGGGGAACGUCCCGCGGGAGGGAGGUGGAUGAUUUCUUGAGUGGGAUCACGCUUCCUGAGAAUACCGACCUUCCUUGGGAUGAGUUGGUCAGUGAGAUCACCAUAGAAGACGUCACAGAGAGUAUCAUACAGCAGAACAAGAAUAAGUUGCCAAGUCCCGAUGGCCUGACGGCUGAAUUCUACCAGCAGUUCUGCACUCUUUUGGCCCCUCAUCUAACAGAGGUGUAUGAGAGCCUGGCUCAAGGAUUACUACCAGCCUCGAUGAGGUCUUCUGCCCUGAUCUUACUGACCAAGCCGAACGUAGUCGACACUGCGGAUGUGGGGAACUGGCGACCCAUAUCCCUCCUUAAUGUCGAAAGGAAGGUCCUGGCAAAGAUCUUGAUGAAACGUUUACAGGGCCUGGCCGGUAGCAUCCUAUCCACCUCCCAGUACUGUGCGCUCGGGGGCAGAACUGUCUUCGAUGCCGUUUUCGAGGUCAGGGAAGCUCUCGAGAAGUGCAGGGCUGGGGUGAAGGGGAUAUACCUCCUGGCACUUGAUCAGUCCAAGGCUUUUGAUCGGGUCGAUCACCGUUAUCUAUGGUCAGUCUUGCGGAAGUAUGGCUUGCCCAGUAAAUUCAUCAAUUGGAUUAUCACCCUUUAUAGGGGGGCCGACAGCUUCGCUCUGGUAAACGGUUGGAAAGGCAGAGCGUUUGGGAUCCGAUCCGGAGUCCGGCAAGGCUGUCCUCUCAGCCCGCUCAUGUACGUAUUCGCGAUCGACCCCUUUAUAAGGGCAAUCGACGGGAGUGCGUUACAAGGAGUGGCCAGGGCUCCGGAGAGGCCUUUACGGGUGGUAGCCUAUGCUGAUGACAUCUCCAUCGUGGUCUCCAAGACUCAGGAGUCCGCUUUGGUGGAUGACAUGAUUCGCGCUUACUCUGCCGCUUCCUCCUCUCAGGUCAACAAGUGCAAGAGCGGAGUUUUCUGGUGCGGGAAGGAGGGGGACCAGUUUCCCCUUCCAGACGGCUUCCCUCAGGCCCAACCCGAAAUUAAAAUCUUGGGAGUGGUGUUCGGACCAGGGGAUCUGGCUCUCAGAAACUGGUCCGAAAGGCUUGCCAUAGCUUCCAGCAAAGUGGAGGAGAGCCAUCGGUGGAAACUGACCUAUAGAGAACGGGUGAAACUGAUUAAAACCCAUGUGCUGACUGUAUUCGGUUACGUCAGUAACAUCUUUCUUUUGCCCAGGUCUCUUCACGCUCCGAUGUUCGCUCUGUUCUUCCGCAUGUUGUGGGGGAACAGGCUGAACCUCAUCAAGAGAGGUCACUUACCUGGCCAGGAAGGACGGGGGUUUGGCCAUGGUCAACCCCAUCGUCUAUUUCAACAACACCUUCCUGAAAAGGAAUUUUGGGGCUCUCCUGAAGGACGAGCCGCCCGGCUGGGUAUGUAUUUUCAGGGAGUGGGUCGCACCUUUCCUGGUGGACUGGUUCCGGGGCGGGAAGGUGAAGAGUCUGAGAGUCUGGCACUCUCAUUACCUCCCGACUUCGGUCAUCGAGGGAGUGGGAAUUCUUCGCAGGUGGAAUGUCACGGUGGAUUCUCGACGGGAGGGUCCUGGCCACCCACUAUGGCAUUCAGCUCGCAUUGA